Apis florea (little honeybee) is the source of this 771-nucleotide messenger RNA. RefSeq lists its product as uncharacterized. Lineage: Eukaryota; Metazoa; Arthropoda; Insecta; Hymenoptera; Apidae. The record is from RefSeq and is a predicted model, not a curated record.
AUGGUCUUAGAAUUGUUUUUCACAUAUUCGAUCGAACAUUUGUUCGAACUUACGCAAACCGUGAGGAAUCUGGUGAGUGAGAAAUCCCGACUGCAGAAUGCUCUGGACGAGAAGCAGUCAGAAACCAAUGCACUCGAGGGUAAAUUUCAAAGAACAAAGGAACUACUCGAGGAGGUGAAAUUAGAAAGGAGCAAGGAUACCAUGAGGAAGGCUCAUCAAGCUUGUCAAACCGAUGAGUUCGAGAUAACUACGACUAAUUUGGAGGAAUUCGAUAAAGAAUCGAUCUCGUAUCAGAUACAAAAUGUACGGAUCAAGGGUAAAAACGAUCUGGACGAGCCUUCUACCGAGGGGACGUUAUUGAGAGAAUUAUUCUUUAGGAAACCGAGCCUCGAGGAAAGCGAAAGCUUGGAUAUUAUUCCAGUUCUGUCAGAGACAGACUUGCAAACUAAACAUAGUACCAACACUAUGCUUUUUUCUUGAUAUGUUAUUUGAACGUGCACUUUUUGUUUAAAAAUUUUAAUAAAAGUUUCAAUUGUCAUAAAAAAUUUAUUUCCCAAGUAAAAAUAUAAAUUAUAAAUAAAGUGCGUGUAUAUUUUUUUUCUACAUUUAAAUUUUUUAAGACAGACGAGAUAUAUAAUAGAUCUAAUGUUUAAUUGUCUUUUCUUGUUCUCGGAAAGAAUCCACAGUUUCCUUAUCAUUUGUCAUCCUCAAUUACCAGUGUAGAAUACCAUUGGUGGUUAAAAUUGUUGAUUAAAUUUUGAUGUGCAAUCA